UGGGUGAAUCAUCCCUCUUUUCUGUCUUGCACGCUGCUCUCCAUCGUGCCUUCCCUCGCGAGCACGCCCGCCCGUGGUUCCACCAAACACGCCUCAUAGCUAAAGCUAAAGCUAAAUACCGCCUUCAUCCCUCCCAUGUUUUCGUUUGGAGAGAAGACUCCCAAGCAGCCAGCUCACUCUUUUAUCGACCUCCCUCCUCCCUCCUCCCCUCUCUCUCGAUAAUCCUCUGCCUUCACAAUAGUAGCAGCAGCAAUGUCUGCUCCUCUCGCCAAAACGGAAGGAGGCAACUCUGCCUUCCACAACUUCAACAAUGACUUUGCUCACAUUGCCGACCCCAAUGAGCGAAGACGUCUUGCCCUUGCCGAGAUCGACAAGGCCCCGUUCGGAUGGUACCAUGUUCGUGCGUGUAUUGUGGCCGGUAUCGGUUUCUUCACGGAUUCCUAUGAUAUCUUUGCCGUUGGUCUCCUUACCACCAUGUUGGGUAUAGUGUACUGGCCAAAGAGCAAGGGUGCUAUGCCAACAGAUUCCGAUACUGCCAUCAAGGUAGCCACUUCCGCAGGAACUGUCGUUGGUCAACUUGGCUUCGGCGCUUUGGCUGAUAUCGUUGGACGUAAACGCAUGUACGGAUUGGAACUCAUUGUCAUCAUCUUCGCAACCUUGGCUCAGGCCCUUACCUCCAACUCAUACUCCAUUAACAUUGUUGGUGUCAUCAUCUUCUGGCGUGUGCUUAUGGGUAUUGGAAUUGGUGGUGAUUACCCACUCUCUUCCAUCAUUACCUCGGAGUUCGCUACGACCAAAUGGAGAGGAGCUAUGAUGGGUGCCGUUUUUGCUAUGCAAGGUUUCGGUCAAUUGACAGCUGCUAUUGUCAUGAUCAUUGUUACUGCCGGCUUCAAAGACUCUCUGAAAAGCGCCAAGUCCUAUGCCACCUGCCAGGGUGUCUGCGGUAUUGCUGUUGACAAGAUGUGGAGAAUCCUCGUCGGUUUUGGCGCUGUACCUGCAUGCAUUGCCCUCUACUACCGCCUUACCAUCCCCGAGACUCCUCGUUAUACGUUCGAUGUCGCUCGUGAUGUCGAGAAGGCAGCCGAUGAUGUUACCGCUUAUAAAGCUGGUAAAUCUGAGGGCAGCCCAGAUGAGAUCACUCGAGUCCAGGGCCGUAUUGCUGGCGAAGAGAAAUUGACCAUCCCCAAGGCCAGCUUCAAGGAUUUCACCUCCUACUACUCGCAAUGGAAGAACGGAAAGGUCCUCCUCGGCACAGCGGGUUCUUGGUUCUUCCUCGAUGUCGCUUUCUAUGGUAUCUCUCUCAACAACCCUGUCAUCCUCUCUACCAUUGGCUUCUCCGGUGGAUCUAAUGUCUGGCAAAUCCUUCACAACACUGCCGUCGGUAACUUGAUCAUUGUCCUGGCCGGUGCCAUCCCCGGGUAUUGGGUUACCGUUGCCACCGUCGACAUUCUUGGCCGCAAGACCAUCCAACUCGGAGGCUUUGCGAUCCUUACCAUCCUCUUCUGCAUCUUUGGACUUGGCUACAACCACAUCUCUAAUCACGGCCUAUUCGCCAUCUAUGUUCUCAUCCAGUUCUUCUGCAACUUUGGCCCCAACGCCACCACUUUCAUCGUCCCAGGAGAGUGCUUCCCUACUCGUUACCGUUCAACCUCCCAUGGUAUUUCUGCCGCUUCAGGCAAGAUCGGUGCCAUCAUCGCCCAAUCCGCUAUUGCCCCUCUCCGUAUCCGUGGUGAGAAGGCUGGAGCUACUGGCCGUGCUGCCGCCCCAUGGUUGAACCACGUCAUGCAAAUCUUCGCUCUCUUCAUGUUGCUCGGUAUCUUCACCACCCUCUGCAUCCCAGAAACCGCUCGCAAGACCCUCGAGGAGCUCAAUGGUGAGGAGGAUACUCACGUUGAGGAGAUUGCCCCCGCUACCAAGGCUGAGGUCGAGGACAAGGAGUAAGAACUUCAAUUACGGAAGUAAAGUGCAUCUUUCAUGGCUAUAUUUUUCUUUUUCCAGAGCCUGAAUUAGAGUGUUUGAUACCUAUAUAGCAUUGUAGUUUGUAUUAGAUUGUGUAGAGAGCAGAAAGGAUAAUCAAAUUGAUGAUUUCC
Mollisia scopiformis is the source of this 2090-nucleotide messenger RNA. Its product is annotated as phosphate permease. Gene Ontology annotation, biological process: transmembrane transport; phosphate ion transport. NCBI's taxonomy places the organism in Eukaryota, Fungi, Ascomycota, Leotiomycetes, Helotiales, Mollisiaceae. The transcript has 7 exons. Gene Ontology annotation, cellular component: membrane. The coding region runs from base 253 to 1941 and encodes 562 amino acids. Gene Ontology annotation, molecular function: phosphate transmembrane transporter activity. The record is from RefSeq and is a predicted model, not a curated record.